Messenger RNA from Impatiens glandulifera, 869 nucleotides. Its product is annotated as iron-sulfur assembly protein IscA-like 2, mitochondrial. Bases 123 to 596 code for a protein of 157 amino acids. Gene Ontology annotation, biological process: iron-sulfur cluster assembly. The transcript has 4 exons. Gene Ontology annotation, molecular function: 2 iron, 2 sulfur cluster binding; iron ion binding; 4 iron, 4 sulfur cluster binding. Lineage: Eukaryota; Viridiplantae; Streptophyta; Magnoliopsida; Ericales; Balsaminaceae. The record is from RefSeq and is a predicted model, not a curated record. Gene Ontology annotation, cellular component: mitochondrion.
UUCUUAACCCUGUGGACGAAGAAGAUCUGCAAAUUUCAACGACGAACAAGUGGUGGUUGAUUCGGAAUCUCCUUUCUCCGGCGAAUACAUAGGUAAAAUGCUUUGAAUCGGCGGUGAAAAUCAUGUCUUCUAGGUCGGUAAUACGUCAGCUUUAUCCAUAUUUCGUGGCUCGAAUUCGAGACAACCGGAGGCUUCUAAGUUCAGCGCACUCCGUCCUUACCGAAACUCCUCCAGCUUCAUCGGAGACGACGACGAGUCCUGAUUCUCUUCAUCUGACAGAUAAUUGCGUACAGAGAUUGAAAGAGUUGCAAUCAGGUGAGGUUUCAGGGAAGGAUAAACUACUAAGGUUAGGAAUAGAAGCAGGUGGAUGCUCUGGAUUUCAGUAUACAUUUUCCCUGGAUGAUAAAAUCAAUUCAGAUGACAGGAUUGUUGAAAGAGAUGGAGCAAAGUUAGUGAUAGACAAUAUUUCCUUCGAUUUUGUGAAAGGAGCUUCUGUGGAUUAUGUUGAAGAGUUGAUUCGCUCUGCAUUCCAGGUAACUAAUAAUCCAAGUGCGGUUGGUGGAUGCAGCUGUAAGAGUUCCUUCAUGGUGAAAUGAUAACUAAAUUCGUGAAAUCGAGAAUUUUGAUUCUUCACACUGAUGAUGGUAAUCAGAGUUUGUUUUUUGAGAUGAAAUAAUUGAGAGAAUAUAGGGAGAAUGUAAACUAAUAUAUGUUUUAGCAAAUUCUUUGUAUCGAUUCUCUUACAACUCCUCCUAUUCAUUGCAUCUUAUUCGAAUGAUUAUGAGAUAUACCUUCUGGAUAUGUAUUCAUAUGUAUUCAAGUUCAAUGAGUUGCAGCUUUACUAGCUAUAUUUGGAUCAAUAUUUUGAA